UAGGACUUUGUAGAGGCACGGAAGGCCAACUAGGGGUAAGCAUGUCUUACCUGUCUUUUCUCUACCCUCAACACUCUUAGCCGGGGCACCUUGUGGCAGCUUUUAGGGCCUUGGAAGUUCUUAAGUGGUGGAUUGUUAGGUAUGGCCUCAUAACUUCGGGCACUGAUCUAAGUUUGAGGGAAUUCCCUCGAGUGAGGGCCCACCUUGCUGGGUUAACUUCGGAUGAGGUAAGUUUAAUAGUCCCAAUUUUCAUGCUUCUUCAUGCAUUUCCCCUAGGAUACUUUUUCUUCCAACCUUAUAUCACUAUAGGUCAACUACACUCCAUGGGUCGGCUAGCCCCUUCUUGUUUCUUUGGACUUGGAAGCCGCCAUCAUCAUUGCUUCGGAGAUUACACUGCCUUUUGAAGGAGUAGGCUUGAGGCAACUCUACUUGGCGGAGAGGGUGCAGUGUCAAUUGGUGGGUAAGGAUGACCCACAGAUUCCGAUGGAUCCAUCCAAGUUCAUGCUUGUGCCACACUCCAUGACCGAUGCUGAGUACAACUCAUGGGGGAGUGACAUUCCUUACCUUGGCCAGCUCCUUGAGGGAUUGGACUAUAAGGAAUUCAACAUCACCCACCUCAUGCCUUCCUUUACUACUCAAGAGAAGCCUGCUGCCGGUGAGCUCAUUGACCCUCCACAUCUCCUUUGGACAGUCUACGCUUAUGGCCUUAAUGGCUUUGCUUGGGAGUGUGUCGUGCCUCAUAAUCCCAAUAUUAUGGGCAACCCUUUUCCUCCAAAAACUUGGGCGAUGAGUCUUUCUUCUCCUUUAUUCUUUUUGCUAUCUCUUUUUUUUUUGGUCACUAGCCUUUCUUUCUUUGAACUGCAGCCUACCAUCCAAGAGCAUGAGGAGUUGGUAUGGUUGGCUAGGAAUCUCAAGCUAGAGGUGACCAACUAUUCAAGGAUCUUGUACGGCCCUAGAGGGGCCGCCUACCCGAGCGGUGGUGAUGAUGAUGAUGAUGGUGGUGGUGAUGAGGAGGACUCAGAGGUGACUCUUAACUACCAACCAACGAAAAGGCGACACCAUUGUUUACCUGCAGUCAAUACAUAUAGACAUACAACACACAUCUUUCUUUUCUGUUGCUUUUAUUUAUUUAUUUUUUCCUUUAGCUAACAUUUGAAUUUAGUUUGAG
Molecule: messenger RNA, 1168 nt
Organism: Quercus lobata
Lineage: Eukaryota; Viridiplantae; Streptophyta; Magnoliopsida; Fagales; Fagaceae
Exons: 3
Coding region: 484-1149 (221 amino acids)
Source: RefSeq, a predicted model, not a curated record